Messenger RNA from Andrographis paniculata, 4571 nucleotides. RefSeq lists its product as uncharacterized. Bases 300 to 3191 code for a protein of 963 amino acids. The transcript has 11 exons. Gene Ontology annotation, cellular component: chromatin; nucleus. NCBI's taxonomy places the organism in Eukaryota, Viridiplantae, Streptophyta, Magnoliopsida, Lamiales, Acanthaceae. Gene Ontology annotation, molecular function: DNA binding; chromatin binding; ATP-dependent chromatin remodeler activity. Gene Ontology annotation, biological process: chromatin remodeling; negative regulation of transcription by RNA polymerase II. The record is from RefSeq and is a predicted model, not a curated record.
UUGGGGUCUGAGAAUAAACCCAAAUCGAGGGGAGGAACUUUUCAGAUUCAUCUUUGUAGUUUUCGAAGACUGUCACGUUUUUUGCAAGUGCUUGCGCUACCGCUGCGCCUACCUCAUUCUCUUGAGGGAUAUUGCUAUAUGCUUUUCAUCGUGAUAUUUAUACGCUACCGUUUCCCGUCAGUGUUUUGGGUGUGGGUCGAAGUUCGUGGAAACGAAGCAUUUCCAUAACUGACCUGGGAUGUGCUGUCUGUGAGAUAUAUUUUUCUCUGUAAGCUCAGAGAGAAAAAACAGAGGGUAGUAUGAGUGAAGAAGAUAAUGGAAGAAACGGUAUUGAAACUGAGGGGGAAGAUAAUCUGUGGGCUAAUGUUCCAAAAUCAAAGAGGCUAAGUGGGCGUGCGUUUAGACAGUUUCUAAUAUCACGGGCCAAAAGGGUCAAGAAAUCAGAUCAUUCAGUUGUGAAAAGCCCUAGGCCCGCUCAAAGUGGGGGAGAUAUAGCUGACCCAAUCCUAGUGGACCCAGAUGACACAACAGAUGAACGUAGCUCUCGUUCUGGUUCAGGUUCUGGUUCAUCCCCUGUUCAAGAAAGGCUGGAUUUUGUGCUGAGACGGGUGAUUGAUAUUGAUCAAGGUCAGGCGGACAUAAGUAAUGGUUCAAAUCAAACUGCAUUGCAGAAAAGGAAGCAAAAGCUGGAAAAUCAAUGUAACUUGAACACGUCUGUGCAGAACAAAAUUUUGGCACAAUCUGCCGCAAAUGAACUCGAGUCUACCACGAGUUUUGUUGAGCACUGGGUUCCUGUCAGGCUCUCAAAUGUUCAAAUUGAACUAUAUUGUGGCUAUCUCUUUUCAAAUGCACCAGUAUUAUGCUCUCCUCUAAAGCAUGAGGCCUCGGAUUUCCUCCGUGACACACUUCUCUCUAUCAGAAAGUGUUGUGAUCAUCCUUAUCUUGUGGACUCGUCUUCGCGUACCUCUUUGAUACAAGGGCUUCCUGAAUGUGAACGGUUGGAUGCAGAGAUUAGGUUGAGCAACAAAUUGCUUCUCCUUUACAAGAUGCUUCUGGAGAUAAGAAAUCGAGGAUUGAGAGUACUUAUCCUUUAUCAGUUACAUGAGGGCACGGGAUGCGUUUCAAUUGGGGAUAUCUUGGAUGACAUUAUUCAUGAAAAGUUUGGGAAGGAUUCUUUUGUACGGAUAGUUGGAGGGUCAUUGUAUCGGGCUAGAAGGCGUGAAGCGUUAAAAAACUUCAAUGAUAAAGGGAAUGGCAAUUUUGUUUGCUUGAUGGAAACUCGGUGCUGUGUUCCAGGUGUGGAACUUUCAAAUAUAGACACUGUUGUUAUCUUCAACAGUGAUUUGGACCCUAUGAAUGAUUUGAGGGCUUUGCAGAAGAUAAAGCUAGAUUCCAAAUUUGCGGCCGUGAAGAUCUUUCGCUUAUAUUCAUCUCACACUGUGGAAGAAAAGGCACUGAUCCUUGCCAAGCAGGGCAAGUCUCCAGAAGGCAAUAUAGUAAAUGCAAAGCACAGUAUGUACCAUGGCAUGGUGACAUGGGGUGCCUCCUAUUUAUUUAAGAUGCUAGAUGAGUUCCACAACUUAAGUAUUGAUGAUGCACGUUCUCCUGCUUCUUAUAAGGACUCCUUUGUGGAGGAGGUCUUAACUGAAUUGUUGGCCUUAUUGUCCAGCAAUAAUAAGAGUAACACUUGUAAUAGAAAAUCAGUUAUCGUCAAAGUACAGCAGAUUGGAGGUCUAUAUUCUGGGAACAUCUCUUUACUCGGUGAAGUAGAAUUGCCUCAUAUGGACAAUUUUUCGACAACGGAGGGGAUGCUAGUCACAGAAGCACCAAAUGUUUUCUGGACAAAACUACUAGUGGGAAGGAACCAAAGGUGGAGAUACUUUUCCCGUCAAUCACCAAGGACUAGAAAAAGAUGGCAAAACAUUGAUGGUUUGGCCGAACAAUCUGUCAGGACAGACACAACUUCCAAGGACUGCAGAAAGGCACCCAGAACCAUUGUUCAUGGAAUUUCUGCAAGCAAGACUCUAGAGAUGCUUUACCGUCGAAACAAACAAACCAAAGAUCCAGGCCAAACAAGAGACGGUUUAGUCCACCGGAAAGCUAAACACAACACAUUAGCACUGGACAGAAGGGUAGAAGCAGCCCAACAAAAUGAAUCGGAUGAACCAAUUACAAAGGAACCACAGUCCCUACUGCUGCCUGAUCAACAUAGUCAUAUCCCUUCAUGCUCAACCAGUCAAAAUGAUCAUAUCGGCCCUACUGAACAAUCUGUUGAGACUUCUUCCAAACGGCUGAAAUCUUCAGUUCAACAUUCAAGAAAAGAGAUGCCUCUGCAAAAUGCACGUGCUGCACUAUCUACAGUGGAAGAUGGAGAAGAAUCAGGCACUAUCAAUCAAGCAUUUGUUUCACCUACAGUGGAAGAUGAAGGAGAAUCAGGCACUAUCAAUCAAGCAUUUGUUUCACCAACUUCUUUGAGUUGUGGGCAUCCAAUUGCCUCUCAAAUCUCCAGCAUUGAGGCACGAGAUUCUGUUUGUGGUCAUAUUCCUUCUUGCACAAUCAGUGAAAUUCACUAUCAUGAUGGCCAUAGAAAUUCAACCUGCCAAUUGGAAUUUUCUGUUCGACAACCAACUAGGGAUGAGCCUCUGCAAACUGCAUACACAGAACCACCCACGUUGGAAGUUUGGGGAGAACCUGGGAUUGUUAUUCAGGUCCUUAAUUCACAACCUAUUUUGAAUUGUGAAAAUCCAGAAGCCUCUCAAAUCACUGGCAUUGUGACACCAGAACUUGAAUGUAUUGAACUCCAAAUAGAAUUGGACAGACUAAAGAAACAGAGAGAUGAAAGUUUAAAACUGCAUUUAGACAAGAAAGUGGAAUUGCAAAUGGCAUGUGAGAAGGAAGUUGAUCAAAUUCGUAAAAAGUAUGAUAUGCUGCUUCAGAAUGCUGAUGUGGAUUUUGUGGAGGAGACUAGAGUUCUUGAAGCUAGAUGCGACAUGGUCCUUAAACAUAAAGUGUUAGCUGAGGUUAUCAUGAAGAAAAGUAGUUUGAAAGAUAUAACUGUCCCUCAAGUAGCUAGUAACUUUAUUCCGGAGGAGCUUGGAUCGAGCAUGAAUCGAGGCACUGAAGUGGGUCAUUCGGGUCCUACAGUCAGCUCAACUCAAAACAUUCCCACCUCCAUCUCAAGCAACAUUUAACCGGGCUACCCUAUCAGAUCCCCUGCUCCACACCUUAGGAAUAUGGUGCGUGCUUUGCCUGUUACAGCACCAACAGCAUCAACUCCAAAAAGGACUAUCAUUUCACCUGUCAGACUUCAGACUGUUCAAUCUAAUACAGAAACUCAGGGUGCAUGGGGACACGCCUCAAACUGAUUAUUGAAGAUAUUGAUAAGCAAUUGCAGAAACAUUUGCGGGUACAUCCUUUCCUAGACUUCUCCAGAGUUCUAGACUGCUUCCCUUAAAGUGAACACCAUAUGAUUGUGUACAAAAUAGGAUCAAAAGUUUACAGGUACUAGAUGCUACUAGAUUAGCUAGAUUUUUGUUGACUCUAGUUGAUAGCAUGGUGUACUGAUCAAUGAGCAACUAACUGCUGUUUUGGAAACUAGCUAUGCAGAACAAAGUGAUAUAUAUAUAUUUUUUACAAAGUGAGAUAUUUGCAAUUGUUAAUUGCUUAAUCACUGUUUUUGUUAUACAUUAUUUCUAACCUUCUGCAAAUAUAUAUGCUUAAACUGUUUUCAUACCUUAUGUAUAUUUUUACUGCUUUAAUCAACUCUAGACAAACAAAUCAAAUCCAUAUGUGAUUCUGAGGGGCUAUCAACUUGAAGAACUGGAAAAUUAAGAUGAUAAAUAUAGUGGAAAUAUGCUAUCUCUUGAAGCUGUUCAAGAGAAAAUGUUUGAAUUUCAUAAGUAGGUUGCAUAUGCUUUACUGCAUCAGAUGCCAUGGUUAUGAUAAUAAAAAUAGCAUGAGCUGAGCAAAAAUACUAACAAAUUUCGUCAUAUUGAUUGUUAAAGUUGGCAAGUAUGAGUGAAAAAGGGAAAAAGCUGUGAAGGAGGAAAAAGCAAAGGGUAGAAAAAUGUACUUGAGAAAGAAAGUUAGCACUUAGCACACGCUGGAUUAAAAUAUAAGAGGGUCUUAACUAAACCUUGAGCUACAUGUGUGUUAUGCCCACCAACAUGUGCAUCUCAUUCACACUUAUUCAAAGCCCACUUGAUAAAUCAAUCCUCAAGCAAUCAUAAGUCUGUCCUUGUCUUUUGCUGCAUCUGUGGAGUAUAGGUAGCGAGUGUAUCUUGUCAUGUCGUGACAUCAAUCUUGAAAUUUUCAUUCACUUCCUCUUCUUGCUUUGAAUGAAGCUGCAGCAUCAAUUUACUAUUCUGUUUGUGGGCUAACCUCUGUUAACAGUCUAUUGAUAGGUUUUUAUAUCUGUUCCAUGUCAUUCUGUUUGGAUGACAUCAUGUCCUACUCCAUGGAAUAGUUCUUCAACAAAGAGAUUAUAUAUCAUAAAGAAGCUGUCGUUCUUCAUUAUGCAAAGGCAAAAAUAGGGGGUUUACCUAGUGCGCACUUUCGGUAGCGACUGCAGA